AAUAUACCCCAGAGGAGUUUUGAGAUUGAUUAUGACUGUGACUGCUUUGUCAAGGAUGGGAGACCUUUCCGUUACAUCUCAGGUAGCAUUCACUAUUCACGGGUGCCCCGGUAUUACUGGAAAGACCGCCUGUUGAAGAUGAAGAUGGCGGGACUGGAUGCCAUUCAAACGUAUGUGCCAUGGAACUACCACGAACCCCAGCUGGGCAUGUAUGAUUUUUCUGGUGACAAAGAUCUAGAGUAUUUCCUGCAGCUUGCUAACGACACUGGUUUGCUGGUUAUCCUGAGAGCUGGACCUUACAUCUGUGCGGAGUGGGACAUGGGAGGUCUUCCUGCAUGGCUGUUGGAGAAGAGAUCUAUUGUUCUCAGGUCUUCUGAUUCAGACUACCUGGCAGCAGUAGAGAAGUGGAUGGGUGUCCUUUUGCCAAAGAUGAGGGCUCACCUCUAUCAAAAUGGAGGUCCAGUCAUCAUGGUCCAGGUAGAGAAUGAGUAUGGAAGCUACUUUGCUUGCGACUAUGACUAUCUGCGUUCCCUUCUGAAGCUCUUCCGCCAGCAUCUUGGGGAUGAGGUGGUGCUGUUCACAACUGAUGGUGCAAGCCAGUUUCACUUGAGAUGUGGAACUCUUCAGGGUCUUUACGCAACGGUGGACUUUGCCCCAGGUGGCAAUGUGACAGCAGCAUUCUUAGCUCAGAGGGGCAGUGAACCUACGGGCCCUUUGGUUAAUUCUGAGUUUUAUACUGGAUGGUUGGAUCACUGGGGGCACCGUCAUUCUGUUGUGCCCACACAAGCUAUAGCUAAAACACUUAAUGAAAUCCUGGCACGUGGUGCUAAUGUUAACCUGUACAUGUUUAUAGGUGGGACUAACUUUGCCUAUUGGAAUGGUGCUAAUAUGCCCUAUAUGCCACAGCCCACUAGUUACGACUAUGAUGCUCCACUGAGCGAAGCGGGGGAUCUGACAGAAAAAUAUUUUGCCUUGAGGGAAGUCAUUGGUAUGUAUAAGCAGUUACCGGAAGGUCCUAUCCCUCCAACAACACCCAAAUUUGCAUACGGGAACGUCCGCUUGCAGAAGGUGGGCACUGUGGUAGAGGUUCUUGACAGGCUGUCAUCUGCUGGACCAGUGAAGAGCACUUACCCAUUAACCUUUGUUCAGCUAAAGCAGUAUUUUGGGUUUGUACUGUACAGAACUACACUUCCGAAAAACUGUACAGAGCCAACACAACUGUCUUCACCUUUAAACGGAGUCCACGAUCGUGCCUAUGUCUCUGUCGACGGGGUUCCUCAAGGUGUCCUUGAAAGGGACAAAUCACUUAUGAUAAAUAUAACUGGGAAGGCUGGAGCAAAUCUGGACAUCUUGGUAGAGAAUAUGGGCCGAGUCAACUUCGGUAGAUACAAUAAUGACUUUAAGGUAAGUAAAAUCAGUUGA
Messenger RNA from Cariama cristata (Red-legged seriema), 1422 nucleotides. It is a transcript of the gene GLB1, whose product is annotated as galactosidase, beta 1. Gene Ontology annotation, biological process: carbohydrate metabolic process. Gene Ontology annotation, molecular function: beta-galactosidase activity. The record is from RefSeq and is a predicted model, not a curated record. Lineage: Eukaryota; Metazoa; Chordata; Aves; Cariamiformes; Cariamidae. The annotation marks the transcript as partial. Gene Ontology annotation, cellular component: vacuole. The transcript has 13 exons.